UUCCAUCUUCUUUCCUUUCCCGUAGGGAGCUGAAUGGGGAAGAAGUCCCAGAGGCAAUUUUAGAGGUUCUACGGGAGUGGGAAGCAAAGGGUUAAUACAAGGGCUAGGAGAGACAAAAUAGGAGGGGGGGGGGAGAGAAUCUAACUAAAAAGAGCUCUUGGCUCCUCCCCUUCUACACAGUGUCAGCUCGCAUCUCCCUCUCACCCGCCCCCCUCGCUCGUUCCCUCCCUCCCCUCCAGUUUACAAGAUCUAAUGAGCUCCCCUGGGAGCUAGAGAAAAGGCCCCGGCUUCAGAGCGCACGGAGUGCUCCAGUCUGCAGCUCUAGGCAGUCUCGGGAACGGGAACAGGGAUCCCGCUGUUUGCGAAGCCUAUCCUGGACGGGGCGUGAGCUGAUCUGAGGUCUGGGGAGUGGAAAAGUGACUGUGGACGCCCAAGGGAGCAAACCGCUUGGGGUUCAAAAGGCUCCCAUUGAAAAGCCAAGUUAGGCGCCGACUAGGCUACUGAGACCCAGGAGGGGAGAGUCGGAACCGGGGCCAGGCGGCCGCAAAGAUGGCUGUACAGGCAGCUAUCCUCAGUCCCCAUCACUUCAUCCCUUUUUGCUUCCCCGGGUCUCCCGGGGCGCUAGGGAUGGAUUUUGGAGACCUAGAGAAGGGCUGUUGCUUCGAGGAGGAUGAGGCCGGGGGGACUGGGACCGCCCUGCUUGGUGAAGUUGUGGCCGCUGAGGGAGCCGGCGGAGGGGGAGGCGGCGGAGAUUUCAGGGAAGCCACUCGAGACCUGCUGAGCUUCAUCGAUUCGGCGUCUAGCAACAUCAAGCUGGCCCUGGACAAGCCCGUCAAGUCCAAGCGGAAGGUGAACCACCGCAAAUAUCUCCAGAAGCAGAUCAAGCGCUGCACUGGUAUGAUGACCUCCUCUACGGCCUCUGCCUCGGGCCCUGCUCCUUCCGUCUCUCCAUCCCCCGGCCCCGCAGCUGCUGGCCCGGCUGGGACUCCCGAAGCGCCCCCGAAGCGACUGCCUGCUGCCUCUCCCGCAGCCCCGGGUCCCCAGGGCAAAGCACCCCCGAAACGGGAAGGCUCCCAGGCCGCCGCCAGUCUUCAGAGCAAGAGCCUGGCUGCCCUCUUCGACUCUUUGCACCAGGUUCGAGGGAACUGUGGUGAGAAAGGAGGAGCCGGAACCUUGGCUGUGGCGCCCGGAGGAGGCGGCGGCGGCGGCGGCGGCGUGGGAGCCGAAGGAGGUGGUCCAGCUGUGGUUAUAGCUGGAGCCGGAGGGGGCAAGAAAGUCCCUCUCCGGAAUCGCAAUCUACCCCCGUCUUUCUUCACCGAACCGUCUAGGGCAGGUGGAUGCGGCCAGCCGGGGGCUGGCGUGACCUUUCGCGAGCUGGAGAAAGGCUGCGAGGCGAUGGAGUUUUUCGAGCUAUUGAGUCCCGAUUACUGUGCGGGUGGAGAGGUUGGGAGCUUACUAUCCUCCGAGCCUCUCGAUUUGUUCCCAGCUGCCAUGCGGGCCCCCCAGGAGCUGGAACACAUCCUCUACGAUCCGCACCCCGCCGUGGUCUCUAGCUUGCUAUACUCAGAGCCCUGGAGCACCCCGUGCCCCCCAGCCAAGAAGCCUGCCCCUGCUUCCAAUCGCGGGGGCGGCGGCUUGACCUUGAACGAAACUUUGCGCCCCUUGUACCCCGGUACCUCAGACUCCGCUUCCAGCCUCGGCUCCCCUGGGGGAGAGGACAACGCCGGCCCUUUGACGCCUUUUGCUCAGUUCUUCCCUGACUGUGCCCUGCCAACCCCACCUCCUCCCCACCAGAUGCCUUACGAUUAUGGGGUGGGGUACAGCCGGGUUGCUUAUUCUGGGCUUUAGAAAUUGAACUCUGGGGAGAGGGGGCAUCCUUGAGGGAGGAAUCGUGUAACAUGAACUCCCUUGUAUGUACUCAUUACACGGCCGUGGGCGGAACGGCGCAGCUCUCCCUUCUAAGCUGAAAGAUCCAUUAAAAAGUAGACGUGA
Molecule: messenger RNA, 1992 nt
Organism: Sarcophilus harrisii (Tasmanian devil)
Lineage: Eukaryota; Metazoa; Chordata; Mammalia; Dasyuromorphia; Dasyuridae
Gene: FAM181B
Product: family with sequence similarity 181 member B
Exons: 1
Coding region: 550-1848 (432 amino acids)
Source: RefSeq, a predicted model, not a curated record